UUCAAAUACCAUCAAAUCCCUCAUUAAACUUCCUUCUUCUCAACUCUCUCUAUUUCUCUCUUCAAAAAUGUCUUUCUCUUCCAAACCCAACAAGAAAAAGAAGAUCUUUGGAAAAACACUAGUAGUGAACAUAGGUUGUAGUUGUAGAAGACCAAAGCUUUCUGAUGCUUUCAGGCCAAAAGCAAAACCCAAAACAACUUCUCAACAACACCAAAAACCCCAUUUCCACCGCUCAUCUUCCACCUCUUCUUGGGAAAGAAGUGGUGGUUUUUCCAUCAAUGAUGAAGAUGACAACACCACCACCACCACCACCACUUCCUUCUCUCCAUACCUUGACACAACUCCUGCUACCCAUUCCGAACAAGAAGGAGAAGAAACCCAUUUCAAUACUAUAAAGUGUUCUUCAGAUUCAAAGAUGGUUAAAGGGUUAAGAAGAAUCGAAGAGAGUGUAGCUGUGGUGAAAGAUUCAGAUGAUCCAUAUCUUGAUUUCAGGCAAUCUAUGCUUCAAAUGAUAUUGGAGAAAGAGCUUUAUAGUAGAGAAGAUCUAAGAGAUCUUCUUGAUCGUUUCUUGCAGUUAAAUUCUCCUUACCACCAUGGGAUCAUUGUCAGAGCUUUCUCAGAGAUCUGGAAUGGAGUCUUCUCUUCUGUAAAUAAGCAAAGGUUUUCAUCUUCUUCAGGUUUAGCUUCUAAUGCUUCUACUACCCCUCUGAAACAAAGGCGUAAGUCACGUGAGUUUUAGGCUUUGGCACGUGUGUUGCACACGUUUUUGGUUAUUGUCCCUCAUGGUGGUGAAAGUGAAAAACCAUGGAUUCUC
Molecule: messenger RNA, 814 nt
Organism: Telopea speciosissima
Lineage: Eukaryota; Viridiplantae; Streptophyta; Magnoliopsida; Proteales; Proteaceae
Product: transcription repressor OFP8-like
Exons: 1
Coding region: 68-739 (223 amino acids)
Biological process (GO): negative regulation of DNA-templated transcription
Source: RefSeq, a predicted model, not a curated record